Messenger RNA from Diatraea saccharalis (sugarcane borer), 4738 nucleotides. The record is from the annotation of a GenBank genome assembly. Lineage: Eukaryota; Metazoa; Arthropoda; Insecta; Lepidoptera; Crambidae.
AAACGUGUGUUUGAACGAAUACGUCAACGAUAAUAGUGUGACGUCGUCCGGUUGCAGAGGAGCCUCGCAAGACGGACACGAACUUCUCCAAGAGCCGCGUGAAGGUGUCGCCCUACAGGCGCAGCACGCGCGCCGACCACACGCACAGCUCCACCAUGGCCAACUACACGGGAAACAACACGACCAUGGAGAUGGACAUUACCGAGUCAUCAUUCGUAUCCACCGAGACGUCAUUCGAUGACAGUUCGUAUCUGAGCGGACUGAGGAACAUCCGCGGCCGACGCUCGUACAAACCGCUCAAGGAGAUGACGCUCAGACAUCUCACCGAAAAACAUGUCAGGCCUGACACCAGCGGGACAGAUCGUGGGCAUCAACACGGACUUGCCGCUGACGGCGCCGGUCGCAUCCGAGGACACGUUCGAUCCCGAAACGCUCAAACCCGCGCCCGCCCCCACCACCGGCCCCGGCCCCGCCCCCAUCCCCGUCCCCGUCUCCCGCAGCGACACAGACAAGGACAGCAAGAAGUGUGUCGUCAUGUAAGUCGAUUCACAUCAUUCGUGGCGUCGGUUCGGACUCUGACCGCGGUCUGUAUGUGAUAUAUGCUCUAUUUUCAUAUCUGAUUUUGGAUUGCAGAGGACGUGCCUGAAUCGAUUUUGAGUAGUGUGUAAUGAUUGAAUAAGAGCGGCAUUUAAUUACAAACUGUAAUGAAAAUGGUUUAAUAUAUAUUUUUACUUAUCGGACUGUAGUAACGUUGUUAAAAUCCGGAUAUACAUGUGCAUAUAUCUGUGUUCGAUAUUGCACACAAAUUUAUUACCACAUUCGAAAUUAAUAUGAUUUCAAAAGGAUGAUCUAGUUUUUUUUUGUAUAAUAUAAAAUUAUCUACGCCAUAUAAAUCUCAAUCAUGAACCAUGAAUUUUGUUAACAGGAUAAAUAUAACUUUAAACCCCAUCACACUCUUACAUCCAAUAAUAAUAAUAUCAAAAUAAUAUAAUUUGUAUGUACAACAAUGAGUGCUACAUUACACGAGCACACUUAAAUAAAAAUGAAUUCAUGACGGAAUAAGUGAAUAUUAAUAAAAUUGAUAAAUUUCAUAUAAAAUAAGACAAUUGGGUGAGACAAGUGAUUGUGUUAAAUAAUAUAUUAUUAUUACAAUCUGAAGACAAAAUGGUGUUUAAAAACUUGUAUUAAAUUAAGUAAGCGUAUAGUAUCAUUAUAAAAAUGUUCAUAUAGUAUUAGAAAUACAUUUCUAGGAUUGUACAAAGUAUAAUAUAUGUUCAGUAGAUGUUGUUAGGCGUUUUAAUGAAUAUAUUUUGCAAUAUACAUAUAAAUUAAUAGAGAAAUUUUAUCUGUUUAUUACUGAUACAAACUGUACUGUAUACAAACUGUAAACAAAAUAUAUUCGACACUUAGGGCGAUUGUAGUGAAAGUGGAUUUUCAGGUCCGGCAGUCCGGCUGUGCAGUGUCAGGAAUUUUACGGUCCGGAAUUUUAUUUUUCUCUAUUCCGGACCGGUUUUAUCAGGGCCGUGAUGGCGGCAAUGAAAAACGUGUUUACGCUUGUGCACUGCAAUGUCCGCGAUCCGAAAAAUUCUUUGAACCGAGUGUCAUCAUAAGACACCCGAGGGAUCUGGAAAAUUUAUGAGCCUGCGAAGUAGGCUUGGGAAAAAUAAACGAUUUAAGAAAGAUCGAUAUUUAUUUCGGCGAUUUGUUAAUUUUUGAUAUACUGAUAAUCGAGAGUUUUUUUAUAACCAUGGAAAUAUGCAUGGUUAUAAAUUUGACCAUCAAGUACGGGAACAUUAUCAGUAAUUAUAUUCGAAUUACACAGAUAUUUUUAGCUUUGCGGUUAUUUUAGUAUUAUGAAUAAUGCUGUUCCUAAAUUAGUAAGGGCAUAUGCUUUUACAUCUGAUAGUAGUAAAAAAAAAUGCUUUCGUCCUGCCUCAAUUUAUUAUGGUUUAUGUAAAAUGACCCUGUCAGGUCAUUAUGUCUGUCUUCUACGUCUUUGCACGUAGAGUAAUAAAGCUAGCAAUUUCCGACGUUCCAAAAAUCUCAUCGUACCUAGCGUAAGUGACGUGUAUGUAGUUUCAAAUCUGCCCCAAGCGGAAAAAACGUACAAGUGCACAAGCUACUCACCCUGGUUUUUCAUGUCAUUCCGGACCGGAAAAAAACGGACCGCCGAACCUGGAAAUUCAGUGUAGUGUACAAGCGCCCUUAUUCUUGUUAGACUGUUUGGCAAGUUUUCACGCUUUUUUGUCGUGUCUCUUCAGGUUUCAAAUUCAAAUAAUUCUGUUAUCAUAUGGGAAAUUAUUUGCUUGUCUACAUAGAAUAUUACAUGCGUCUGGCUUAGUAGACAUUAUGCAUAUGAUGUACAUAGACGUAGGUUAUAUAGGAAAAGACACUAAAUUUUUUUUUUUUUGUUAAAAACCUGUGUUUUAUUUCUUUAUUCAGAUUAUGUUUCUCAAAAUAACUUUAAUUUGCUUCAAUAUUGUAAUACGGCACUUUGAUGCAUCAAGAUUUUAUCUUAUGUAAAUUAAGUUAAUAAAGAGUAAUAUAUACCGAGUCGCAGUAUGUCAUGACAACAUUUCGGACAUAUUUCAACUUGGCCAUGUGCGCGCUUUGAGCGUGACGCAUUUUUAACGUACGACAUUUUUAUUUUUAACUGGUUGACCGUGGUCGGGACACGUUUGUAUUCGCAAUUGCAACUUAUAUACAUUUUAUAUUUGACACAUAAUAAUUAUUAUAGCUUUAGUGAAUAGAUUUGAAUACACUAAUAUUAUCUCAAAGGAAAUUUUACCAGUCCCAGGUGUCCUAGCAUAGCCCAAGUCUAGGAAACAGAAAUGUGUUCUGAAAAAGUAGGGUAUGCCUAGACGUGUGGCCGACGUGGUCAUUGGACCAAACACUUCCAAUCAUGAAUAGUACCAUUGUCAUUACCCACUCCUUAGCAGCCCCGUUAUUCCGAGGCUCGUGCUGAGAAUUUCUGUAUUUCCACACUCUUGUCCAAGGAACGAUCAUAAAUACGAAACACGCACAUAAAAGAAAAUAAUACUGGAUUUUUUUUUCUUUUAUGUUGUAAAAAAAAUAUUACAAUCAAAAUAUUAUAGUUAUUAUUUCAUAUUUCCUUUCUUUCUGUUUCAUUCUAAACUUCAAAUAGAAUAACUAGUGUCUCUACUAGGGUAGUUUUUUGUGCAUAUGCCAAAGUUGACAACCUUAACGCGACCGCCGAUUAGGUAUAAAAAUGAGUACUUUUGAUUAUUUUAUGUAUAUUCUGUGGAAUAACUAAGAUCUGGAGGCAGUACUUUUGUAAAAGAAUUAAGUCUGCUGUUUAGUGAGGUCUUGUUUACCGGCGAAGUAUCCGAGAAUUAGACAAACAGCAUCGUCGUGCUUUUUUAUUAAAAAGGCGAUAAAAUCCCACACAAAAACUAUCGGCAAGUUAUUCAAAAGUCUGAGGAAUACAACAGGCCUGUUUUUCUCGCCUAUUUAAUUGGAUGGCGCCAUUCAAUUGCACCUCUAGUUUUCUAGUUGAAUCAUGAUAUUUGGACCGUUCAACAAGAUGACUGUAUAGAUUAUCGCGAAACGUUCAGUCAUAAAUUUCGUACCUAUCACGUGACCUACAGAACCAAUAUCACUUCGUUAUUUAUCAUUUUAUGAGCACCAAACUCCGAAAUCGUAAUAAAGAUCGUAUAUUCAUCAAUGUUCAGGCAAUCCCCCUAAAUAUUAAUAUUUAUAAUCCAUCACAAAUUGAUUCAUUCUGCAAUUGAUUCAGAAUAUCUUCAUCCCUUAAGUAUAAACUUCAGAAUAUCUUCAUCCCUUAAGUAUAAAUCAUUAGUUUCAAGUUUAAUCCUAGAUCAGUCAGCCAGUCGGGCUUCCAACUUUUAUCAUACCGACAUAAGUAUAUAAAUAUCAUAAUCAUAUCAUUUCUACAAUGAGAUCCUCCUUACAGUUCACAUAUUUAAUGCCAACCUUUCAAAGUUUAAAUAUUGUACAUAUUAAGGAAGUUGUAGUAGACCCGGAUGUCCCAGUUGAUUGAAAUCAAUAUUUACGACCUUCUAUCCUUGAACUUGCUAUUUAUUUUCCCUUCUUUUUUAACAUAUCAUUGUGUAAACACUUUUAAGUUGAUACUUAUUGUUACCUAAUAAAUAAACACGGACACCUUGGGAUUGGUGAUUUUAUAAAAGCAUUUUUCUUUAAGAUAAAUGUGAAUAUAGCAUUAUGAAUGCAAAACUGAUCGAAUAUAGUAAGUUUUUAUACAUUGUUACAAAUAUGUAUACAUUGUUAUACAUUGAGAUCUUUGGAAAAAUAAAAGAAAACAAUUUGUACCUUAACUCAUUUUUUAUCAAAAUUAUGUUUAUAUAACGUAUAUAUAUUAUUUUAUUUUUGAAUCCGUCGCGUCAGCAGAGUAUUGUAACCUAAAACAAAAUGUUUAUUAAGUUGCAAUUUUAAUAAAUCGGGUGAAAUGUUAUAAUAGGCUACUUGCAGUAUUUUAGUAUGAACAAGUUGCCGCAAUAGGUCAUACAAUCUGCUCAUGAAAGAGGCUUCAUCAGUAAAACUAUGAAGAUAAGAUUUCACCAGAUUGUUGUUAUUUGGUAAUAUUAUAUGACGGUCCCAAAGUUGUACAAUAAGUAGUCGCCAUUUUAGCGAUAUUUUAUCACAUGAACUAAUUUUGUGAAGUAUUCGAUUUCAAUGUGGUAUCAUGUUUUAUAAGAUAUAUUUGUGCAUUUUUUUUUUCUAGAAUAAAUAGAAGUAU